Molecule: messenger RNA, 4200 nt
Organism: Cololabis saira (Pacific saury)
Lineage: Eukaryota; Metazoa; Chordata; Actinopteri; Beloniformes; Belonidae
Product: rap1 GTPase-activating protein 2-like
Exons: 23
Coding region: 563-2794 (743 amino acids)
Biological process (GO): activation of GTPase activity; regulation of small GTPase mediated signal transduction
Cellular component (GO): cytoplasm; plasma membrane
Molecular function (GO): GTPase activator activity
Source: RefSeq, a predicted model, not a curated record
AGAGCAUGUUAGGAGAAGGAGGGAGAGGUGGGAAGGUAGAGCAAGGCAGACAGAGAGAUGCAGUGCCACAGUCUCCGCUCAGCUGCAACUCCUCUUUCUCUCGUCUGGGACCACGACGUGUGGUGGAGCAGUGAUGUACAGGUUCAGCGCAGGAGCCGGGACUGCAGAUAGUUCACCUUGAGGUGGAGUCCUACCGGUGCCUCACCAGACAUUUUGGACUACAACUAACACUCACUGAUCAUUCAAUAAAGAGCGGGUGAGAUUUCACAGGACGUGACAACCAGAUCGGGACAAGAGGGUCCUCAGAUUCUGCAACUUUUGGGACUGGAGGCAGGAGGUCUGACUAAAGAGACACACUUGCCUUUCAAAAGCAUUGGAAUUCAAACCUGAUUUUUGUUUGGUCAAAAAGGACUUGUAUUCAAACCUAAAUAGUGAUAUCCAAAAACUCAUCCUGGAAUCCUGCAAAGCGAAGCUGGUGCUGCAGCCCAGAGACCCUGAAGUGAGCCUGACCUUGGACCGGCUGUCCCCCGAGCCCCCCCCGGCACCGGUGCAAGCGCCCAGCAUGUCUCAGACCAGAGGACGAUGCCACAACAAAAAGGCCGGCAUUCGGGCAGCUGUUAUCCUGAUCGGACUCCUGCACAAGUCUCGCAAAGCCAAGGAGAGGGAGAGGGAGAGGGAGAGAGAGAGAGAGGAGAGUGAAGGGAAACAGGAGCUGCUGAACAUCUCCAACGUCCCUCUGGGAGAAUGUCCCCCCUCACCACCCCGCACUGCACCACCCAGCAUGAAGUCUGCAGAGUUCUUCGACAUGCUGGAAAGGAUGCAGGUCCCUAAAGCUGAAGAGACCAAAAAGUGGAAGGAUGACUAUAUCCCCUACCCACGGAUAGAAGAUGUCCUGGAGAAAGGUGGUCCAUAUCCCCAGGUAAUCCUGCCCCAAUUUGGAGGUUAUUGGAUUGAGGAUGCAGAGGCUCCAGCCGGCACCCCCUCCUCUUCAGAGUCCAGUUUCUGUGAGGAGGAAGACGGAGGUGAGGCCAUGAGCCCCAGUGGGGUGCACAGCUACCGCCUGGAGUGCAACAGCACAGCUCGAGCCUACCGCAAACACUUUCUAGGCAAGGAGCACAUGAACUACUACUGCACUGGCAGCAGCAUAGGAAACCUCCUCAUGUCCCUGAAAUACGAAGAGGCUGAGGGACAGGAGUUCCUCCGCAUCAUGCUCAGAUCGAGGAUCAAAACAGUUCAUGACAGAAUCUCUCUGGCCGGCAUCAACCAGCUGCCCAGUGUACCGCAGAUUGCAAAGCUUCUGUGCGAUGAUGCCACCGGGCUCAAGUUCAACCCGGUCCUGUACCCCCGGGGAUCCCAGUUGAUAGUGGCCUACGACGAACACGAGGUGAACAACACCUUCAAGUUUGGCAUCGUCUACCAGAAGGUCGGACAGACGUCAGAGGAAGAGUUAUUUGGAAACAACGAGGAGACUCCUGCUUUCAAGGAGUUUCUCAGUAUCUUGGGAGACAACAUUGAACUUCAGGAUUUUAAAGGGUUCCGCGGUGGGCUGGACGUGUCUCAUGGACAGACUGGAUCUGAAUCCGUCUACACGGUCUUCAGGCAGAGAGAGAUCAUGUUCCACGUCUCCACUAAGCUUCCCUUCACUGAGGGGGAUGUUCAGCAGCUCCAGAGGAAGAGGCAUAUAGGAAACGACAUUGUGGCCGCGGUUUUCCAGGAAGGGCCCACGCCGUUCGUUCCGGACAUGAUCGCCUCCAACUUCCUGCAUUCGUACGUGGUGGUGCAGGUUGAAAACCCCUGCACCGAGCAAGCCACGUACAAGGUGUCUGUUACGGCAAGAGAAGACGUCCCUUCCUUUGGGCCUCCUCUCCCGAACCCAGCAGUCUUCAAGAAGGGUCCUGAGUUUCGAGACUUCCUGCUGACAAAGCUGAUCAAUGCCGAAAACGCUUGCUACAAAUCUGACAAAUUUGCCAAACUGGAGGGACGCACGCGAGCGGCGCUGCUGGACAACCUGCACGACGAGCUGCACAGACAGAGUCAGGCCACGCUGGGCCUGGGCCAGGUGGGGGAGGAGGACAAGCUGGAGAACGGGGGCCACGGAGGCCUGCUGGAGUCAUUCAAGAGAGCCAUGCGAGUCAGGAGCCACUCCAUGGAGACCAUGGUGGGCUCCCACCGUCACCGGAGCCCCGGGGUGGGAGGCGGCGUCCCGGCCAGCCUCAGCGGUGGCGGACUGCCACAGAGCAGCAGUGAAUGCACAAAGAGCACUUUCACUCCUCCGACGCUGUCAGCCAAGUCUCCUCUGAAGAGCCCAGUGAAACGGCGCUCCGGCCUCUUCCCCCGUCUCCACUCCAGCACAGAAUCCCCUUCGGACAAACACACCCGCGGUGACCAAAAGCCAGCAGAGAUCUGCCCCUUUUCACAGGAAGUGAGGUCAGAGACAUCAUCCAACCCAAGCUCCCCUGAGAUCUACCCCAACAAAGAAAGGCCGUUUAUAAAGCUAAAGGAGUCCAGCAGCAGCAGCAGCAGGCCCAACAUCUCUCGUUCCUCGUCCAGCACCAGCAGCUUCAGCAGCACCACGGGAGAGACGGAAGCUCUGGAGGAACUGGAGACGACCGGCCAUCCAUCUAUAGCGUCUUCGUCCGCCUUCAGCCCUUCCCUCAGCGUGGACAGUCAGGGGUCCGGUACACCUGUCAUCAUGUCCCGCAGUCCAACAGAUGUGAAAAGCAAGACAUCACCGAGGUCGAGCUUGAAGUUCCGCUUCGACAAAAUGAGCCACUCGUCCACAAAUUCUGAGUAGCUUCAUGGGAGAGAAAAAGAAAAAAAUACGGAGAUUUGCACAAAGAAGAGGAAGACCGAGGCGGCCGAGGGAGCUGAAAAACAUCAUCACGACCACAAAACCGCAGAGCGACCACAUGUUAUUACAAAUGAAUUAGCUUCCAUCUGCAACAGAGACGCCGCACUAUAAACGUACUGACGAUACUGUGACUACAACACGAGGAACGGCGGCUGACGCGCUCACUUGGCUGUUAAUCUAUGCUUCUAGCAGCUGAAAUGACACAAUACUCGCUGCAUUCGAGUCAUUUUCAUCGUCACCACAUGGAGGUCUGGGCAUAGCUGUAAUAAAUACUGUGAGUGUAGACGCCACCUCAGCUUUUUCUUAAAUGUCUUGUUACUAAAUGAGACACGAGUUUGUGGCAGAACUGUUAGUCUUUAUAUAGAUCACUGUCGGCUGUUCCGUGGAAACAAUUACAGACACCAGGAUGCUCCUUUUAACAUUUACCCUCCAAUGGUACGUCUGGUGAAAGUUCCUCUUUUGGCUAAGAAAAAAACGAAGAAAAAGUAGGCUGAGACACAUGAAACACACACAUCCAUGGAAACGUUAUGUACAGUAGCGAAGCCUCGAUGUUUGGCAACAGUGCAAGUCUUUUGGAAGCUGCGGGAUUUGAAUCUGUUCUCUGCUGCUUGUUUCUGCUUUUCUAGGGAGCGUCCGUGUCUUUUGGAGAUGCUUUUAUAACCUUGAUAGCUGCUGCGCCGACAUGCCUGCUCCUUACUUUUCCUCGUUCCGUAAGGGGGACCUCAAAGCCCCGGUGAAAAUCACUUCACGUAGGAGACACUGCCAACACUUUUCUUUUGCCAAGAGCUUAUUUUAGCUAAAGCUGCGCCUUACAAUCCCUUAAAAAAAACCUUUCCUCCACACACACUCUCCGUCUCUCACAACAUGAGAAGAGAGUCCCCCGGGUCUGGUGGCAGCACAGCUGUGCGAAGCCAACCUGACACCCUCAGCUGCUGAAAAUAGACGCUGCCGUUGAAACAUUUCAGACUCUCGUACCUCUCAUUGAAGCUUUCUGGCUUGGUGUAAACAUCCGCAGAGCUUCUUCUUAGCGCAGAAGUGUCCGCAGAGUUUACCAAAACCUUUAAACUGUCCUCUUGCAAAAACACUUUGAAUGUGAAGUUCCAGCUUUUUCUUUUUGUCGUGUUUUAUGCCUUGAUAGUUAUUACACAAGUUGAAAUGGUAAAGCCAGUUACUCACAAGCACAACAGGACCAGAUUUAUUCUCUAAUUUAGUUUAGUUAGAACUUCAGAUUUGGGAUUAUUGAGACGAACAGUUAAAGAUGCACAGAUGCAGGGCCGCCGCAAGGGGUGUGCGAACCGUGCGACCGCACAGGGCCUCGCGCCCUAAGGGGCCUCGCGCCCCAAGGGGCC